Messenger RNA from Trichomycterus rosablanca, 915 nucleotides. RefSeq names its product transcription elongation factor A (SII) N-terminal and central domain containing 2 (gene tceanc2). The coding region runs from base 42 to 677 and encodes 211 amino acids. The record is from RefSeq and is a predicted model, not a curated record. The transcript has 4 exons. Gene Ontology annotation, biological process: DNA-templated transcription. Lineage: Eukaryota; Metazoa; Chordata; Actinopteri; Siluriformes; Trichomycteridae. Gene Ontology annotation, cellular component: nucleus.
UCAGAAUUUAUAUAUGAGAUCAUCAGUGUAAAUAUUUAAAAAUGUAUAAAUUUGUGGUUCGUCUUUCAAAAGAGGAUCAACCAAAGCAGACAACCAAAUCUGAGGAGAGGGUUUACAAACAAACAACACUGGAGUCAUUAAAGAGAGUGGUGGUGAUCGAGGACAUUGAAAGGUACAAGUCCAUCCUGGAACUGCCCAGUCAGACCAAGGAGAACAUGUUAAUGGCACUAAGAGAGCUGGACAAGAAGGUGCCAUCUGAAGAAGUCUUGAAGUCCACCAGGAUUGGUCACACAGUGAACAGGCUGCGUAAGCAUCACUCGGACCCUGAGGUGAAAGCGCUGGCACGAGACGUUUAUACACACUGGAGGACGUUCAUCCAGGAGAACGCCAACAAACCGUCUAUAGAGGUUCGCUGUGAUAAACAGACUGAGGGGCUGAGGAGCAACGCCAGGAAACUCCUCGCUGAGAGCACGGGAUUACAGGCCGACGACGCGCUGGUGGAGAACGUAGAGAGGGAGGUGUUCCACCAGUCAUCACGGCUGAUCAGCGGAGUCUACAGGAGGACCGUGAGGGCUCUGGUCUUCGCUCUCAAACAUAAACCGGACCUGAGAGCGCAGCUGACGGCGGGGAGGAUUCCAGUCAAUGUGUUGGUCACCGAUCACAAGAAGAAACAAUAACACACGCAGAACUGAUACACCAACACCUCAGAGUUUAUCUUUAAUGUUACGUGCUGCUCAGUGGAACUUUGUGUGAAGGAUUUUUAAUGCAUUUUUGAUGUUUUUAAUCAUUUUAAGCAAGAAAGUGGAACAGUUGUUACAGAUGUUGAUGCGAUAUGAUUAGAGGGAAUCCUGUUUUGAGUAAAUGUUUGUGGUUUUUAAUAAUUUGGGAAGAUUUUAAAUAAAGAAACAAGUCCGG